CAAAAGAAUUCCUCUGUGCAUCAUGAACUCAUGCCCCACAGUAGGUAUUCGAGUGAGUGGACGCUAGCUUUCAUCAACGCUUGCUGUGGACUUGUCUCAAGCCCCACGGCAGGAGUUGAUGAAGGUUAGCAAUCAUUUGCGACUUCUACUUAUCAAAGGACCCUCAAGGUCGAGCACGAUGAAGAGAGUGUCCGUUCGUUGCGAGUGGUAGGCAUGGUCCAUACACAUCUGCGUAUGAAAACAUAUGUGAUGGACGUUCCAGAUGGAUACGUGUGCCGUAUCCGGGAAAUCAAACAACAGCAAAUUCCAGAAACAUUGAUCGACUUCUAUGAAACCUACAUCCCGUAUUUAGAAGCUAUGCUUAAGAUUAAGGGAAUCGUAAAAUCGACCAUGGAUGUAGUUGCCAAGCCAAAGAAAAACAGGUCAGAUUUCGUAUCGAGCGUAACAGAACCAAGCACAGUCAUCAUCCCAUCAGCAUUGAACGGACCUGUCAAAAUAACCCCACAAAAAAGAAAGGCCGACGACUCUGAGUGUUCACAUACGCAAGAAAAAUAAGCACGCAUUCACCUACCCACAAUCACUCCAAACCUUUUCUGACAAAAUCGCAUCCACAUUUCCGCCCAUCUUUAACAUGCUCUUUUCGCUGCAUUAUAUUUCCAUCUUUGACGCUGUACCAAAAACUUUUCACAUUUUCUGUCCAUCUUUUACCCUAUACUUGUACUUCUCACUUAAUUGACCCCAUCCUUUUCUAAAUACAUCUUUGUCUAUGUGCCGAUCCCACAAGUGUAUAAUAUUCAGUAGCCGCUUCAGAUACGCCUUGCAUUUCAUUAAUUUUGGAUGAUGAAAUGGAUGAACUCAUGCGGCUCCUGCUGUUGCUGGAAUGAUAUGUAACUAGGAGUGUUACCGAGUACUUCUAUUUCUCCGUCCGUUUCUCUCUGCUUUUGCUCGUAUUAAUUACGCCAUCGAAUACAAUGUUCAGCGUAGGUAUCGAAUAGAAGGAUCAGUAGUUGAGCGAUGCAAG
Zychaea mexicana is the source of this 1021-nucleotide messenger RNA. RefSeq lists its product as uncharacterized. The transcript has 3 exons. The record is from RefSeq and is a predicted model, not a curated record. NCBI's taxonomy places the organism in Eukaryota, Fungi, Mucoromycota, Mucoromycetes, Mucorales, Lichtheimiaceae. The coding region runs from base 214 to 555 and encodes 113 amino acids.